Amphibalanus amphitrite is the source of this 1654-nucleotide messenger RNA. RefSeq names its product probable thiopurine S-methyltransferase. The transcript has 8 exons. Bases 31 to 711 code for a protein of 226 amino acids. NCBI's taxonomy places the organism in Eukaryota, Metazoa, Arthropoda, Thecostraca, Balanomorpha, Balanidae. The record is from RefSeq and is a predicted model, not a curated record. Gene Ontology annotation, molecular function: thiopurine S-methyltransferase activity.
GUUCAAGUUCCGCGCUAUUGCCCAGCAGCCAUGGCCGGCGCACACCGGAUGGACACGUGGCGCGAGAAGUGGCAGGCCGACAACAUUCGCUUCCACAUGCCGGUCGUCAACCCCAACCUGGAGCAGUGGUACCACAGGGCGGCCAGCGACGACAAGCCCGUCGCCUUCCUGGUGCCCCUCUGCGGCAAGACACUGGACAUGAUGUGGCUGUACAACAAAGGGCAUACCGUGAUAGGAAUCGAGGGCGUCGAGAAGGCCAUUACGGACUUUUUCACCGAAAAUAAUCUGGAGUUCACCAAAACGACGACAGAAGCUGGCAACCUCUUUCAGACUGCCGACGGUCGGAUGCGACUGUACCAGGCGGACCUCUGUGAGCUGAACCCCCAGCUGAUCGGCCCCGUGCAGGCCAUCUGGGACCGCGGAUCCUAUGUGGCCAUCACCCGGGACGACCGGCCGGCGUACUGCCGGUUCAUGCGCGGUGUGAUGGCCCCCGGCUGCCGCUGGCUGCUUUGGGCGGUGGAGUACGACACCAGCCGAUACUCGGGGCCGCCGCGCGCGCUCACCGAAACCGACAUCAAACAGGACCUCGACGAGUACGUGAAGCUGGAGUGUCUCGGCCGCCGGCAGAGGACUGUAGACGACUGGGAGCGACUCAAGGCCUGGAACCUGGAGGUGCUUGACGAGGUCAUGUACCUGAUCACGCCCAAAUGAGCGGCGUGACGUCACACCACCCGUUAGUAGAGCCGCGACCAGCGGCCUAGCCGCAGGGAGCGUCGCUGGCUGUGGGAGAUAACGUGCAGCAAACUGUCUCGGAGCAAGAAGUCGUUUUGAUAGCCACCUUCCAAGGCUGUGCUGACGUAAUCACGUGGAUGUGAAGCGUUGAAGUCGCUGAGCCAGUCAUAUUUUCAAGCAGGAACAUACUGGUAUGUUUGUAAGCGGUUGUUUUUUUUUCAUAAAACAAUCCGGCUAGGGAUAUUUGUCACCAAUCUGAUGAAUGCCACCAAGAUUUGUACAAUUAUACAAUUUACCUACUUCAUAGUUGCAGUAGUUGAAUAUGCCGCCUCGUGAUUUGACAUUAUUCGUCAAUGCCUGAACACGGGUAUAAACGUGCGAGAGACAGCUUGGGACCGUUAUCCCGGUGUCAUUGCGAAAUAACUUUGCUUAUUAUUUGGGGCUAGCCUCAAAUAGCUGCAGCUGAGACCAUCUAUGGAAUUUAUUUUUCUUCCUUAACAAAAUCCAGUCUUCUUCAAUUCAAUAACGGAUACCGUUUUCAUAUUGUCAGUGACGAACAGCUAGAUUCGUCUGUCCAACGUUGACCCAGCAGGGUCGAGUCUCGCAAACUAGUGACAGUCCGGUAUGUAUAAAUAUCAAGUGUAAGAAUAAUGGUAGAGGACAGAUGCAAAAUGCGAAAAGCUCAAGAUGCGAAAUCCUCAGGCAUUGAUCCUAAAUCUAAUGCCCUGCAUCACGGUACUGUGUAGGCUGUGUAUGUAGUGCCGUUUUUACUGCCAAACUUCGGGUUAAGUUACGCUAAUGUUCAGGGCCUUUUACAACUGCAGUAAUGGCCAUUUUUACUCGUUGUUGCAUUUAUUAUAAUUGCCGAAAUGAUUGUUGGACCGAAUGACUUGAUGACAAUACAUAUUUUUAUGGGCACGUA